AUGGAAGAUGUACGCCGGUACCUGUUCACAGCGCCCAAAGCCUUCGUCGCCGGCACGCCUGAGCGGGUGUGUCUGACCCUGUUCGACGUGCCCGAGACCGGCGACCUGACGCUGACAUUCAAGAGAAGUGAGAGUGGCCCGACGGUCGCACAGCACACCCAGCAGGUGUCGGGCGUGGCGGGUGGAUCUAAACAGACCUGCUUUGCAGUUCAACUACCAAAACAGAGGAUUUAUAACGCCUGGAUGGGUUUGGAAGUGACUUACCCAUCCGCCGUCGACUACGCCAUAUCAGGAAGUCUACGCGUCUCUACCUAUUUAAGCGACGUUCCUGAAGAGCAUCACUUCCUUCAGACAGACAAGUACGUAUACAAGCCGGGACAGCUGGUCCGCUUCCGCGUCUUCUCCGUCGACUCGAACCUGAGGCCAAUUUCGGAACCGUUGCCGCAGAUUUACAUCGAAUCGCCGGCCGGGACGAGGGUGGCGCAGUGGACAGAUGUGACUGGUCAGAGCGGGCUGGUGCAGCUGGAGAUGCAGCUGGCCGAGGAACCCAGUCUGGGUGAAUGGAACAUACACGUGGCGACAAGCGGCGGGCGUAAGGUGAAAAAGACAUUCAAGGUCAAGGAGUUUGUGCUGCCCAGGUUCGAGGUCAACAUCCAGGGUCCCCCAUUCAUUCUGGGUGACGCCGAAGAAGUGACGUUGAAGGUGUGCGGAAGGUACACCUACGGCAAGCCGGUGCAAGGAAAGGCAACGAUUCGUGUCACAUCUGACUUGCAUUACUCCCAAAGCAAGCAUAUCAAGGACGGACUCAUUUCCGAGGACGACUGUCCCGUGUUCCAUAUCAGUAGCAGAGACCUCGGCUUCGGAUCCAAAACCCGCAGUUUCAAGGUCACCGCCGAAGUAACAGAGGACGGCACUGACGUCACGAUUAACAGCACCAAAACGUUCACCGUUGAGUACCAAGAGCUGAAGUUGGACACUGAAAACCAGAGAAGCAAAUAUUUCAAGCCAGGACUUCCCUUCACCGAUCAGAUCACGGUGCGCCACCCGGACAACACACCAGCUCCCGGUGAGCUGGUUCGGCUGUGUUUUGAGACCCACCGGACGACGACAGACCUCGGAUUCGCCAUGAAGUCUUCUGCCGAUCCGGUCUGUCUGAACGUCACGUCUGACAGCAAAGGUGUGGUCGCGUUCACUGUGCCACCUCAAGAUCAGAAAAUCGAAGACAUAUCGAUUCAGGGUGAAUGGAACAUACACGUGGCGACAAGCGGCGGGCGUAAGGUGAAAAAGACAUUCAAGGUCAAGGAGUUUGUGCUGCCCAGGUUCGAGGUCAACAUCCAGGGUCCCCCAUUCAUUCUGGGUGACGCCGAAGAAGUGACGUUGAAGGUGUGCGGAAGGUACACCUACGGCAAGCCGGUGCAAGGAAAGGCAACGAUUCGUGUCACAUCUGACUUGCAUUACUCCCAAAGCAAGCAUAUCAAGGACGGACUCAUUUCCGAGGACGACUGUCCCGUGUUCCAUAUCAGUAGCAGAGACCUCGGCUUCGGAUCCAAAACCCGCAGUUUCAAGGUCACCGCCGAAGUAACAGAGGACGGCACUGACGUCACGAUUAACAGCACCAAAACGUUCACCGUUGAGUACCAAGAGCUGAAGUUGGACACUGAAAACCAGAGAAGCAAAUAUUUCAAGCCAGGACUUCCCUUCGCCGAUCAGAUCACGGUGCGCCACCCGGACAACACACCAGCUCCCGGUGAGCUGGUUCGGCUGUGUUUUGAGACCCACCGGACGACGACAGACCUCGGAUUCGCCAUGAAGUCUUCUGCCGAUCCGGUCUGUCUGAACGUCACGUCUGACAGCAAAGGUGUGGUCGCGUUCACUGUGCCACCUCAAGAUCAGAAAAUCGAAGACAUAUCGAUUCAGGCCACGAUACCGCGCCUAUCCGAGACCAGGUACCCGUACGGCGGAAGCAGUUGGUCUUCCGCCCGGCGCAAUUGGUACCCAUCAACAUGGAUGAAAUCGCCCAGUCUCAAGUACGACAUCACGGGCUGGUCCUCUGAGUCAGGAGCCUUUGUGCAGCUGCUUCGGCUGCCCCGCAAGGAGUUCACGUGCGGCGCUGAGGCCCACAUUGACGUCUUCUUCACGACCCGUCUGGGAUCGCAGUUCGAGCUGUUUUACCAGGUCACGGCCAACAGCGACAUCUUGCUGGCGGACUUAGUGCCGGUGACGUUUUCCGAGGCGGUCGACGCCUCUGCACUGCAGGAGGGCAGGGUCGUUAACCUGCCCACGGUGUCCGGGUCCCAUCCCGUCGGUCAGGUGGCGCUCACGAUCCCAGUGACGUCAUCCAUGUCCUCGGGCUUCCAUGUUCUGGUCUACAUGGUGAUUGAUGGCGAGGUGAUCGCGGACAGCCAGUCAUACGCUGCGGAGCGCUGUCUGGACAACCAGGUGUCGCUGCGCUGGUCGCCUGACCGUGUCCAGCCGCGGGACACCGUGCAUCUGACGGUCACGGCAGCUCCCCGCUCCCUUUGUGGACUCGAUGUGGUUGACAAAUCGGUGAGUCUACUCGGCAAUAAGAACAAGAUCACGCUGUCCGACAUCUAUAGGAGACUUCGAGUUCUCACCUCGCGUGUUGGCACCAGUCAGAUCAACGACGACGAAUACUGCAGGGCCAAACACGGACUGCCGCUGCCCUCGGACCCCCCUGGCUCCCCACCAGCCAUGCCGGCCAGGCGGAGGAGGCCGUUCCAGUCGGGUAUUACUAUUGCACCACCGCGGUAUUACGGCUGGGCUUCGACCCAUGCGGAUUCGCUCACCGCAUUCGAUAGCAGCUCAGUCAUGGUGUUGUCGGACCUUGUCACCGAGGCGCGCAACUGCAUUGCCAAAAUCCGCCUAGCUUAUCCUUGGCGUCUUAUCUCUACCCACGGAGGCACUAUUACUAGCACCGAUUGGUCUAUAGCCGCUGGCCUCUUCACACAAGUUUUAACAACCACACAACAACGAACAUUUUCCAGCUACGUCACUUCCACCAAAGUCCCGGACCCGGUCCCCUCAGCAGUGGUUUCCGACGCCCCGGCGCCGCCUCCGUCCGAGGUGCCUGACGAGGUUCGCACCGACUUCCGCGAGACGUGGUUGUUCGACCUCUACACAGUCGGGGACGACGGCUCGGUGACGUUGACACAGAAGGUGCCGGACACCAUCACCGAGUGGGUAGGCGGAGCCGUGUGCAGCUCAGAGACGGCCGGCCUUGGCGUGGCGCCGUCGGCCUCCAUCACCAGCUUCCAGCCGUUCUUCGUCAGCUACACGCUGCCCUACUCGGUGAAACGCGGCGAGACGCUGGUGCUCAAGGUCUCGGUGCUCAACUACAACGAAGAGGCACUGCCGGUCAAGCUGACACUGGUGGCGUCGGACGAGUUCGAGACGCUCUCGGCGCCGGUGGUGACCUCGUGCGUGUCGACCGGCGUGGCCGAGGUCGUGCCGUACCGGCUGCGGCCCGGCCAGCUCGGCGACGUUAACAUCACCGUGGUGGCUGAAGUGUACUCCGACUUCCCCGCCGAGUGUGGCUCAGGGGUGGUGCCCUACUUCAGGGAUGCCGUGACCAGGCCGAUUCUGGUGGAACCGGAGGGCUUCGAGCAUGAAGUCAUCCAUUCCUUCUUCAUGUGCAUCAGCCCGGAGGGUGCCGACCUGUCGAGCGGACCGAACAGACGGGAGGUUGACUGGCCGCUGCUUCUGCCGGCCGACCUGGUGCCCGACUCCGAGCGGGCCUCAAUCGCCGUCGUCGGAGACCUGCUGGGACCCAGCAUUGACAACCUGGAGUCGCUGGUACGGCAACCAACCGGUUGCGGCGAACAGAACAUGGUGCUGUUCGUUCCCAACAUUCACGUCAUGAAGUAUUUGACUGCAGUUGGUCAACUGACUGAGCAAAUCAAGGAUAAACUUGUCCGCUUUAUGAGAUCAGGCUACCAGAGCGAGCUGGGCUACCGUCACGAGGACAAAUCCUACUCGGCAUUCGGCAAGUCGGACGCCUCAGGCUCCAUGUGGCUGACCGGCUUUGUCAUCAAGUCGUUCGGUGACGCAAAGGAGUUCAUUUUCAUCGACGAGUCUGAUCUGGAAGGAGGUGUGCGAUGGAUCGAAUCCCAUCAAUUGGGUAGCGGCUGCUUCCCAUCUGUGGGGACGGUUCUCAACAAAAAAAUGAAGGGCGGCGUUGGGUCCGGCGGCCAGCAGGCGCUGACGGCCUACAUCACCAUCGCGCUGCUGCAGUCGGGGGUCGAGCUGGGCGAGAACACCGUCCACGGCGCCUUCCGCUGCCUGACGCAGGACAUCAGCUCUGACCUGUACACGCUGACGCUGCUGACGCACGCGCGCGCCGUGGCCGGCCGCCUGGACGAGGCGCGGUUUGGUCUGACAGAGCUCAAGAGCCGCGCCACCAGGGAGGAGGGCCUGGUGUACUGGCGCAACGAAGGCUCUGACGAGAAUCGGGCGCUCAGCGUAGAGAUGGGUGCCUAUAACAUUCUGACGAUGAAGCUGCUGGAGAAAGCCGGUGACGACAGCAGCGAGCACUUCAGCGACGCGCUGGGUGCCGUGCGCUGGAUCACCCAGCAGCGCAACAGUCGCGGCGGCUUCGUGUCCACGCAGGAUACGGUGCUGGCGCUGGAGGCACUGGCCGCCUUCUCGGCCAACCUGCCUCGCUCCAGCAGCGCCGACCUGCGAGUACACGUCUCCGAUGACGACUCGCUGAACGACGUCAUCAGCGUGACGGCGGACAAUCUGCUACUGAUGCAAACUCGUGACGUCACGCUGCUGCCAGGUCACGUCCAAGUCAGAGCACAGGGCACCGGCUGCGCCCUGGUGCAGGCCUCGUUGAAAUACAACGUGUACACAGCCGGUCCAAACGACGCACUGACGAUCAACGUGGCUGCCAAGCCCAAAAUGAACCAGCGGGAAUGUCUGAAGCAUACCAUAGACAUCUGCGUCAGCUACCUGAAGGAGGAUAGCGAAACCAAUAUGGCUGUGGUUGAGCUGGACAUGGUCAGCGGGUUCAUUCCCAACAAGGGAAGUCUGAAUGACCUCAAGCAGAACGUCGAGUUGGGUCUGAAGCGCUGGGAGGUCAACAACAACAAGGUGGUCUUCUACUUCGACUCGCUGGAUGGAAAGGAGCGCUGUUUCGGCAUCAUCGUACAGCGGGAGCAGGAGGUGGAAGAUGCCAAACGGGCGGUGGCCAGCGUGUAUGAUUAUUACCAGACAGAGUUCGCCCGGAGCGCGUCGUACGCCCUGGACGUCAACUGCGACACAGUGCUGCUGUAGCCAAUAGCCGAUUCCACCGCCUGUGUCCGAGAACGACCAGCAAGGAGGUAACGCUGCCUGGGCCGCAGCGCCCUGUCCAGCUUAGUAGCGCGUGCUGUCUGCCAACGACACGGGCUGAGAGCGCUUGUGAUUAUUGGGAAGGACGCAGACAACAGUCUUCCGGAAUUUUUCAGAUGGGUCAGUUCACUGAUAUAACAUUAAUGGCAUCCAAGGUUCGUAGUGAUACGUAGCUGCGUCUCGCACGUCCUUGUCAGUGUGAUCACGGUUUGGUGCUAAGAACGGUUAUGGACGCUGUUGGUUACCACCCGAGCACCACGCGUCUUUGAAUGGACACGAGCCUGGACUUAUUACAACGCCGGCCGGUCGCCACGAUUUUCUGUUUGGAAAUGUAUUGUCUGGUUUGUUCUUUGAUAAUCAUACCGCAAAGAAUAUAGAUAAGGGCGACCCGAGUGAAGUUACUGCAAUCACGCUGCUGGAUAUCGCGUUAUCAGCUGUUGAGCCGCUACGCUUUGCUAACGCUUUAACCUGUCACUUCACUCGGCAUCUCUGCCGUGUGCGGAACCAUGCUCUUCAGUGAACUUUGUGCACAGCCCGGUCGAUCGAUAUUUAGCCGGAGACGUUUACUCGCUGUAACAUCGACAAUAAACGCAACAAUGGCUGUCA
Messenger RNA from Pollicipes pollicipes, 5958 nucleotides. Its product is annotated as pregnancy zone protein-like. Lineage: Eukaryota; Metazoa; Arthropoda; Thecostraca; Pollicipedomorpha; Pollicipedidae. Gene Ontology annotation, molecular function: endopeptidase inhibitor activity. The record is from RefSeq and is a predicted model, not a curated record. Gene Ontology annotation, cellular component: extracellular region.